UGUAGCUGUUGGUUGUAUAUUUCUUAGAUAAUCCGGAUUUCGCGGAGUGAGAACUGAGAAGAAGUUUUGGGUCCGAAUGGUCUAAAUGGAGUUCGACUGCACUAAUUACGGUUUGAGAUCGUUUGUACCGGCGACAGAUUUUCAAGCCGAAGUAGGAGAUCUGAUAGAAAUUGAUCGUACAUUAUAUUCUGACUGGUGUUUGUAUGUUGGAGACGGCAACGUGGUCACGUUGACUGGACAAGACAUUCCGACAAAACAUGUCACCGUCAAGUUAGCUUCCCUGGUCGACGUUGCUGGAGUCAGUGGAGUCAGAAUAAACAAUAAAGAAGUGCCAGCCAAAGAAAAAUCUCUUCCACCUCUUCCAGUCGAUGAGGUAUUACAGAGAGCAUUGGCUGUGAUCGGGACUAAAGUCAAUUAUAACUUUUUAACCAAAAACUGUGAACACUAUGUAACUGAAUGGAAAUAUGGCCGAGGAUGGAGUGAUCAGGCUGCUACAACACUAAGUGUCAUGAAAACACUUGCAACAGAUCAUCAUACAGGGCAUAACUUGCUGGUUAAUAGUUUAACUGCUGUUUUGAAUUCCCCUGGUUCUCCAACUGCUAGAUCACCACCAGCUACUCCAACUUAUAACAGACAAUCACCAAGGCUUCAGAGGGCUCAACCAAGCCUAUAGGAUGGUAAAUAACCAAUAUUUAACAUUCUGGCACUUUGUCAAUAACUUCUGUUGUGAUUUCUAACGUUUUAUUUUCUUGAUGGCGAUGUCUACAACUUUACAAUUCAUCCAACAGUUUCAUUCAGUUUCAUCACAUGACAGCUCAAGGUCCAUCCCACAGUGUAUACAACUGCAUCUUUAUUUUGUGAGCAUUUUAAAAUGUACCUGCUAUAAGCAUGAGAUGUCAAGUAAUCAUUGUGAUUUAAAACGGAAAAACACACCUUUUUAUUUAUAAUAAAGGUGAUGAUGAUGUUUUCAUUUUUCAUUAAAUGUACAAAUAUUUGUACCUAUGAGUUUGAAUAGUAUCAAGCAUCAGAUGCUUAAAGAUUUCUUAGAUUAUUUUAAAGCAUGCUCGUACUAGUCUGCAUGAUUGAUAUUUUAUAAAUUUUAUUCCCUGUUAGUGAUAUAAUUAGUCAUUUUUUGUAAAGAAAACAAUUGUAUUUGAACCAUAUGUCUUGGACAUAAAUAUUGUUGAAUCGAAAUAAGUUUAAUUAUAAGCAAAUAAAAAUAUUUGUUGUCAUAAAA
Molecule: messenger RNA, 1237 nt
Organism: Centruroides sculpturatus (bark scorpion)
Lineage: Eukaryota; Metazoa; Arthropoda; Arachnida; Scorpiones; Buthidae
Product: phospholipid-metabolizing enzyme A-C1-like
Exons: 2
Coding region: 86-673 (195 amino acids)
Biological process (GO): N-acylphosphatidylethanolamine metabolic process
Cellular component (GO): cytoplasm
Molecular function (GO): A2-type glycerophospholipase activity; glycerophospholipid phospholipase A1 activity
Source: RefSeq, a predicted model, not a curated record